UCACAGUUAGAGCAGCAGCUGAAGCGGCAGACAAAGACACGGAGCGCAACGCGAUCCUGCAGCAUCCACGCCCACCCACACUCACUCACACACAACAGCAGCAGCAGCUCACAGUACCACUGACCCAUAAUUCCUCAAUACAGGACCUCCUUCACCACCACUAUGGAUGCCCCCUCUGAACAUGUUGCCAUGGAGCUGGACUUCGGCCAUUUUGAUGAGCGGGACAAGGCGUCUCGUGCCCCACGAGGCGGACGAGCCAACGGUCUCCCCAGCCCCACACAUAGCGCGCAUUGCAGUUUUUACCGUACACGCACCCUCCAGGCUCUGACCAGUGAGAAAAAGGCUAAAAAGGUGCGAUUCUACCGCAAUGGUGACCGCUACUUCAAGGGCAUCGUGUAUGCAGUGGCCAAUGACCGUUUCCGCACAUUUGAUGCUCUACUGGCUGACUUAACCCGCUCUCUGUCUGACCAUAUCAAUCUGCCACAAGGGGUCAGAUACAUCUUUACUAUCGACGGAUCACAGAAGAUUACCAGUCUGGAUGAGCUAGAGGAAGGUGAGAGCUAUGUUUGUGCUUCUGAGAACUACUACAAGAAAGUGGACUACACCAAAAAUGUGAACCCCAACUGGUCAGUCAAUGUGAAAGCUUCAGCUAGCCAGAAGAACAUGCUGGCCAACCGCACGGCCAAUGAGCCGAGGGAGAAUAAGGACUUUGUGCGACCAAAGUUGGUGACAGUGAUGAGGAGCGGGGUGAAGCCGCGGAAAGCCGUCCGUGUGCUGCUCAAUAAGAAGACGGCACACUCUUUUGAGCAGGUGCUCACUGACAUCACAGAGGCCAUUAAACUUGAAAGCGGAGCAGUGAAAAGGAUCUACACACUGGAUGGAAAACAGGUGACCUGCUUGCAAGAUUUCUUUGGUGAUGAUGACGUUUUCAUUGCCUGUGGACCAGAAAAAUUUCGCUAUGCACAGGAUGACUUCUCACUGGAUGAAAAUGAGUGUCGGGUGAUGAAGACCCCCAAAGGACAGAGGGGCUCUACUAAGAGUCCCGGUCCUGUGCGACGCAGCAAGUCUCCGGCUGAUUCCACUAAUGGAACAGGCUCCAGUAGUCAGCUUUCUACUCCCAUAUCUAAGCAGUCUCCCAUCUCAACUCCAACUAGCCCCGGUACCACUCGCAAACAGAAGGAUUUAUACUUGCCUCUGUCUCUGGAAGAUGAUGAUUCACAGGGGGAGUCCAUGUAGGCUCUCUCCACUUUCCAUAUGUCUUAUCAACAUGCCAGUCACAGAGGUAUCUCUGGUGCUAUCUGUCUAGAAAACAUCAACAUCACCGCCCUAGUGACCAGGGUGAAUGCACGAAUACCUCUGCUGCCCCUUGGCCAUCAGGCUUUAGAUCUCAAGGCUUUGCAGCAGUGGUCAGUGCACUAUUUGCUGCUUGAGAAUUUGUUACAUCCAUUUUCUGUGUUUUGAUAAUAGAUUUGUAGUGACUGAUGAAAAGUAGUAUAUGCAGGGCAUAUGCUGCAGUUUGUAUUAUAACAAACAAACGUCUAAAUUUGUACACAUGGUCUGCUGUUGAAAUUCAUUUUAUAUAUAUGUGAAAUUUGAGAAACUUCAAUGUUAACACACAGCAGGUCAGUUUAGCUCUUUAAACAUCCAGCCAUUUUUUUUUUUUUUUAACAAUAAUUUUGACUUUUUCAUAUUACAUUUUUUAAAAGCUUGGUCUUACGAAUUCCAAGCAGCAAAUAGUCAAUUUUACAACAGUGUGAUAGUCUGACUUGUACAAAAAUGACAAGAAAAAAAAAAAAAAAAAAAAAAAAAAGAAAGAAAGAAAGAAAAAAAAAAACUUGUUGCGCCAUUAACAAUUUGUAUUAUUCUCUUUUUGUAAUGCUCUCUUUCUCUUUUUCACUCUCUCUGUGCAAAGGUUUAGUGUGUUUUAAAGCCAUUAAGUUUAAAAUAGCACCCACAGAAAUAUCCAUAUCUCUGUAUCACUGUAAUAAUGUGUACGGCCUACUCUAAGACACCAACAUAUAUGUUUUUACAUUGUUGCAAUAUUUUUAAAACAUACACAUAAGGUUAAAUAUCCAUGGCUCUGAAGGUAAUGAUUGCAAAUUGAGAGGAGGUGCCAAAAGUCAUUUAACAAGGUCCUUUUACUUUCAAAAAAAAUCUAGUAACUCCUUAUUUUAAGGACUAAUUCUCACUUUUCACUAGCAUACAUAUUAUUAGCAUAUUGGCUGUUUAUUAGUACUAAAAACAAAUACUAAAGCCUUAUUUUGCAUGACCAUAUUUUAGAACACGUAACUAUUAAUAAGCAGCAAAUUAAGAGUGUAUUAAGGCAAAAGGUAUAGUUAAUAAUUAGUUACUAGUGAGAAUUGGACCUUGAUGUGUGACCACAAUCACAUUAAAUUUAGGUAUAAAAUAAAAUAAAAUAAAAUAAAAUAAAAUGAAUAUACUAAAGUAUACGCUUAAAAUACCUAAUUAGGUAAUAGCAGCAGCAGAUUUUUUUUUUCUGUCCGAAGGGAUUUGAUUAAGGAAAUAAGGAAAUAAGGAAAUGAAAACCAGUAUGACUUUGUUUCUAAAAUAACAAAAGUAAUAAAAGGUGGGCCAUUCAAUACAUGCAUCAUAUUCCAAGUCUUUUAAAGCCAUAUCUUUUGUCUGAGGAACUGAUGAAAAGUCCUUAUUCACUGAUGACAUCUCUGCUGCAGCUCUUUAAUGUCAUUCACCUGGAAAGGCGGCAGGGUUUUAUGCUGUUGGUUGUCAUUUGUGUUGUAACCAAUUGUGACAUCAAAUUUGAAUAAAAGGGCAAGAAUAUCAGUGAAUAAUUACUUUUUUCUCUCAAACAAAGCUAUUACAAGUCAUAUGAACCAUUUUUAUGGUGCUGAUUUAAAGCCCAGAAUUAUUAUUAUUAUUAUUAUUAUUUUUUUAAAUGAAAAGAGUAGCAUGAACAUUUUUUAGAAUGUCCAAGAUCUCAUACAGGUUUAGAGAGACAUGAUAAUGAUAAUGAUGAUGAUGUGGAUGCUGCUGCUGCUGAUGAUGAUGAUGAUGAUGAUGGCAAUUUUUACUUUUGGGUGACUAUUCCUUUUCAAAAAUGUCUUGUAAGAUAUAGUGUCAUUUUUCAGAAAGCCAAAGUUAUGUUGAAAAGAGGGAAGCUGAAAAACACAGUUUUCACUUCCCCAGUGGUGAUGUACAUAUUGGAGUUUCUCAUUCAAAGCUUUCAUUUGAAGAUAAACAGAAUUAUCAGACCUAAACAUUUACAACCAAAUAUAUAUGAUAUGAUGAUAGAAUUCAAUGUAUGAUCGCAAAAUGCUAAAUUUCUCAAUUACAACAUCACAGUGAUCUCCGCAAGUAUUGUGAUAUUUGAUAACUGCACAGACAAACCCUUUGUUGAUUCUUUUAUAUGUAUAUAUCCUUUCUGCUAUUUUCCACUGAAUAUUCUAGAACCAUAAGUGUCUCCAGAUGAUGUUUCACCUUCCAUGGUGCCUUUUUAAAACCAUCCUUUAUGAAAAUACAAAACAAACGAGAAAAAAGUCACUUAUUUGUCACUUGUUUACUGUAUCUUUUUGCAUUGUUUGAUAUGAAGUGGGGCUCAAACAUUAUCUAUAACUACACACUCUGUAAUCUGUUACUGUAGUAGUUUAUCAGGGUAAAUCUUUAGACAUGGUGCAGAUGCUCUCUUUUCUCCUGUAGUGCUGUAAACACAGUUGUUUGUGUACUGAUAAUUUUGGGCUUGGGGACAAAAAAAAAAAAAAAAAAAAAAAAAAAAAAAAAAAAAAAAAGCAGGCUUCCUCUCUGACUAUCAUGUACUUCCUGCUGUAUCUUUGUGACUUGUUUUGGUGAUGUCAUUCUGUGUAUUAAACCUCUCUCUUUACUAAAAAAUGA
This is a messenger RNA of Labeo rohita (rohu), 3867 nucleotides long. Its product is annotated as neuronal migration protein doublecortin. The record is from RefSeq and is a predicted model, not a curated record. Gene Ontology annotation, cellular component: axoneme. The coding region runs from base 163 to 1236 and encodes 357 amino acids. The transcript has 7 exons. Gene Ontology annotation, biological process: photoreceptor cell development; intracellular signal transduction; axoneme assembly. NCBI's taxonomy places the organism in Eukaryota, Metazoa, Chordata, Actinopteri, Cypriniformes, Cyprinidae.